Messenger RNA from Cynara cardunculus var. scolymus (artichoke), 501 nucleotides. RefSeq lists its product as uncharacterized. Gene Ontology annotation, biological process: telomere maintenance; DNA repair. Gene Ontology annotation, molecular function: DNA helicase activity. The record is from RefSeq and is a predicted model, not a curated record. NCBI's taxonomy places the organism in Eukaryota, Viridiplantae, Streptophyta, Magnoliopsida, Asterales, Asteraceae. The transcript has a single exon. Bases 1 to 501 code for a protein of 166 amino acids.
AUGGCAAAGAGGCAAGCGGUGGAGGCGCUCGAUCGAACAAUGCGAGACAUCAUAGGGGUGGCACUCCCAUUCGGCGGAAAGAUAAUGGUUUUGGGGGGUGAUUUUAGACAAGUAUUAUCGGUUGUGAGGCGUGGAACCCGAACACAGAUUGUAGAUUCUAGCUUACGGAUGUCACCUCUUUGGGCAACGAUUAAAAAGAUACGGUUAACGCUCAAUAUGAGAGCACGCACUGAUCCGUGGUUUUCAGAAAUUUUAUUAAGAGUCGGUGAUGGAGAUGAAGAAGCGGUGGACGAAAGCUUUAUUCGCAUACCGGAUGACAUGACCAUUCCCUAUGCUGAUAAAGGUAAGUCAAAAGAUGCGCUGAUUGGCGCAAUCUUUCCGUCUCUGCAAAUCAACGGAGCUGAUUCCGAUUAUAUCAUUUCGAGGGCGAUAUUGUCAACUAAAAACGAGAAUGUCGACGAGAUUAAUGAUCAGUUGAUCGAAAAGUUUUUCUGGAGAUGA